Molecule: messenger RNA, 1293 nt
Organism: Coffea eugenioides
Lineage: Eukaryota; Viridiplantae; Streptophyta; Magnoliopsida; Gentianales; Rubiaceae
Product: protein OS-9 homolog
Exons: 8
Coding region: 120-1028 (302 amino acids)
Biological process (GO): retrograde protein transport, ER to cytosol; endoplasmic reticulum unfolded protein response
Cellular component (GO): endoplasmic reticulum lumen
Source: RefSeq, a predicted model, not a curated record
UUUGCUGGGGAAAGACAUACUGCUUUGUAGAUCAUUGCCAACCGGAAUUUUAUUUUUCUUCAGACAUAGAAAUUAGGGUUCGAUCAAACAAUCAACAGAGAGAGAAGAAGGCAACGAAGAUGAAGAGACAGACAUGGAGUUGGGUCCUACUUCUAUCCGUUAAUCUCUUCAACCUCGCUGCAGUCUUUUCGGAUCAAAUUUUCCCUGCUCAUACUGGUGGGAGUUUCAGUAGAAGUUCUCGAGAACCUAAAUAUAAAAUCGAAUUCCAUACAGAUGAUGCACCUUUUCAUCCUGAUGACGACCAAGAAUCCUUGGUUAUGCCCAAUAAAAAUGGAGAGAAAUUUCUAUGCUUUUUGCCUAGGAUGCAGAAGUCCAAGAGCGGAAAGCUUGUCAACCAACAGAAUACAAGUAGUAUGAUCCUGGAGACUGCAAAAAGCAUCAAAUUGAAGACACCAGAUGAGCUGCUUGAAGUGUUAAAGGAUCGUUGCUUUCUUCGGCAAGAGGGAUGGUGGUCAUAUGAAUUCUGUUAUCAGAAGAAGUUGCGCCAAAUUCACUUGGAGGAUGAGAAGGUGGUUCAAGAAUUUAUCUUGGGAGCAUAUGAUGCUGAGGCUACUGCUGCUUACCACCAAAACCUCUCUGACAUCUCAACAUUGAAAGAUCCCCGCUCAAAAGAUGCAUCACAAAGGUACCAUGCUCAUCAAUAUACCAAUGGAACAAUCUGUGACUUGACAAAUGAGCCUCGGGAAACAGAGGUGAGAUUUGUUUGUUCGGAGCCCAGAGCUAUGAUUAGUUCGAUCACAGAACUAUCAACUUGCAAGUAUGCUCUCACAAUCCAAUGCCCAACCCUCUGCAAGCACCCGUUGUUCCAGGAAGAAAGACCAGUUUGGCAUACCAUUAAUUGUAAUGCACUCCCAAAAGACUACAAAGAAGCUAAAGUGGGGGGAGACUAUUUCCAAGAUGAAAAGAUUGCUAUGGUUACAGGCCUUGUUCAUCCAUCUGGUUUUGAUUCAGAAGAAUCUGCUACGUAAACUGUAACCACCUUAUAGGACAAGAGAGAAGUUCAGCAAAAUGCCAAGUCAGCACUAAAGAUUUUCUGACUCCCAACACCUGGAGAUCAAUCACAGUUUUGCAAGCAAUCUGCACUUGAAUUAAACAAAUUCUAUUAUCACAAUCUUCUUACAUUGUAAAUUUUGGACAUUACUGGCAGUAAUUUGUGAGAUGGAUAUUGUUUAACGGAACAAUGUAAAUAACACAUUUUGCUCAUAGUGCAAGGACUAGUUAAUUAUUACUUCA